GGCUGUGGAUUCUGGGAGCACAAACACACACAUCAGCCAUUUUUCAGUUUGCUGUGCUCAUCCUUUCACUUCAACACGAACAUCCUCACAACGCAGAGCUGAAAGGGACGUGAAAAUGGACGAAGCGAAAGCGGGUCAGCAAACGCACGGGCGGCGGUUUUGUUAAUAAUAACAACAACAAACAAACGCUCGAUGGGACUCACACCAUAUACCUGCAAAAUCGCUUUUUGGACCGAAUCUGGACAUCUCUGAAUCCAUAAAACCACAGCAGGAGUUGGAAACCCAUCCAUAAAGCAGCUUAUAAAAGCAGGUGUGUGUGUGUUUCAGUGGGUGAUGUCCACCAUGGUUUACCCUCGUGACGAGGCUCUGGAGCGGCUGACGCAGGAUGAUAUCGUGCUCAACACUAAAGCGGUGAUGCAGGGUUUGGAGACGCUGCGAGGGGAACACGCUCAACUCCUCAACACCAUCCUGGACUGCAGUCAGCCAGCCGGGGCGCAGGAGAAAUCCAGACUGCUGCGCAAGAGCCUGGAGGACAUCGAGCUGGGCCUGGGGGAAGCACAGGUGAUCAUCGCUCUGUCGGGUCACCUGAGCGCGGUGGAGUCAGAGAAGCAGAAGCUGCGCGCUCAGGUGCGUCGUCUCUGUCAGGAGAACCAGUGGCUUCGGGACGAGCUGGCGAAUACCCAACACAAACUGCAGAAGAGCGAGCAGAGCGUCGCACAGCUGGAGGAGGAGAAGAAGCAUCUGGAGUUCAUGAACCAGAUCCGCAAGCUGGACGAGGACACGUCGCCCUCUGAGGAGAAAGCUGGAGAGAAGGAGAAGGACAAUCUGGACGAUCUGUUCCCCAACGAUGAUGACCAGGGGCCAGCUCAGCCCAGUGGUGAAGUAGCGGCGCAGCAGGGCGGAUACGAGAUCCCGGCUCGAUUGCGGACACUUCAUAACCUGGUGAUCCAGUACGCGUCUCAAGGCCGAUACGAAGUGGCUGUGCCGCUCUGCAAACAGGCACUGGAGGAUCUGGAGAAAACAUCAGGACACGACCAUCCUGAUGUGGCCACCAUGCUCAACAUCCUUGCCCUAGUCUACAGGGAUCAGAAUAAGUACAAAGAGGCAGCUCACCUGCUGAACGAUGCUCUGGCCAUCAGAGAGAAAACUCUGGGUAAAGAUCAUCCUGCUGUGGCCGCUACGCUCAACAACCUCGCUGUACUGUACGGCAAACGUGGAAAACACAAGGAGGCCGAGCCGCUCUGCAAGAGAGCACUGGAGAUCAGAGAGAAGGUUCUGGGUAAAUUCCACCCUGACGUGGCAAAGCAGCUCAAUAACCUGGCUCUGCUGUGUCAGAAUCAGGGGAAAUAUGAGGAAGUGGAGUAUUAUUACCGCAGGGCUCUAGAGAUCUACGAGAACAAACUGGGCGCUGAUGAUCCAAACGUGGCCAAGACCAAAAACAACCUGGCCACAUGUUACCUGAAGCAGGGCAAAUUCAAAGACGCAGAGACGCUUUACAAGGAUAUCUUGACCCGCGCACAUGAGAAAGAGUUCGGAUCGGUCAACAAUGAUAACAAGCCAAUCUGGAUGCAUGCAGAGGAACGAGAGGAGAGCAAGGGUAAGAGGAAGGACUCUGGUCCAUACGGAGAGUACGGCAGCUGGUAUAAAGCCUGUAAAGUGGACAGCCCGACUGUGAACACCACACUGAAGAGUCUGGGUGCUCUGUACCGCCGCCAGGGAAAACUGGAGGCUGCAGAGACGCUGGAGGUGUGUGCCACCAAAAACCGCAAACAGGGCAUCGAUGUGAUUAAUCAGAGUAAAAUGGUGGAGCUGCUGAAGGAUGGAGGUGGUGCCGGAGGAGACAGACGUCAGAGUCGGGAUGGAGGGAACGGCCCUGGAGGCCCACGAGGAGACUGUGAUGGAGACGAAGCUGAGUGGAGCGGGCCUGUGUGUGCAGUGGUUAAGGUUGAAGCUGAUGAUGUUUUGUGGACUCAGGAUGGUAACGGUGGCCUGCGCAGGAGCGGUUCGUUCGGGAAGAUUCGUGAAGCCCUGCGGCGCAGCAGUGAGAUGCUGGUGAAGAAGCUGCAGGGCAGUGGCCCACAGGAGCCUCGCAACCCUGGGAUGAAGAGGGCCAGCUCCUUAAAUUUCCUCAACAAGAGCGCAGAAGAAACUUCACAGGAAUCUAACAGCAGUCUGUCAGAAUCCAGAGGACUGAGCGCUAGUAAUGUGGACCUGACCAGACGCAACUCUCUGAUCAGUUAGAAAAACCACACCUGGACGUGGGACAAGUGCUGUUUGCUACCUACUUGAAUCGAAAAUAUUAUAAAAUGAUCCUCACUCAAAAAACAUUUCCUAAGAAAAAGAAAAAAAUGUCUUUUAGUUUCACAUGGCUUGCGAAACCUGGCCUACGUCUCUGCUUUUGCCAUUAGCGACACUCGACGAAUGCAAACGUACAAAAAACAUAAACGUAGCACGCUACCAUUUACUAUACCACAAACUCCAGAGACAUCUAGUGGUCAAGUUAUGUCAAAGCAUGGCAUCAAAAUCACGUAGUUUAGCAUACAGCGAUCAAAUACUGUCUGUACGAAGCAUACGUUUUCGCUAAUAUCGACGCUGUGGGUUUGUCAUUUAGGAAAGUUCAUAUAUAAAUAUAGUCGUAAAUGCAAACUCGAUUCACAAAAUGACCUCACCAAGCGUGGAAGAUGAUAUUGCGAAUGCACUUGCGAAAAAUACAUACAUACAACAGGUCAGAGGUCACGAGCACUGACUGGUACAAACCUCACGUUUGCCUUCUGAGUUUUAUGUAUAUAAUGAUUUAAAUUAUUUAAGGUCUUUUUGUUUCAUGAAAUUAGCGCACAAGGAUCGUGUUUACACUGUAGCUCGACGUCUGUCCCCUGGAGCGACUGGAAAACCUGUACGAUGAAGGAUUCUGCUUUACAAUCUCACGAUUUACGUUGAGCUCCUAUUUAUUAUUUGAUGCAAAAUUCCUAAUUCAACAUUGCAUUGUUUACUUGACUGUCUUUCGUCACAGAUCUGCUGAGGUAAAAGGUCAAGCUUAUCUUAAACUCUAAUUUCCCGUGGGUUUAUAAUGUGUUUUUUCAUUUUAUAUGAUUUUCUAGUUGCUGGAAUAUUUCUGGAUCACCAUAUGAAUCAGAGCCGUGUCUGAAAUGAGACGAAUCCUCUCGUUUUUGUUUUAUCUUUUGUUCAUGUGAAAAACAACUUAUUAAAUAUCCUAAUAAGAACGUCUGUGUGUACAAUACAUGUAUGUGUACAUUUGCACCUUUAUGUGACUCUGUUACCAUUUUUUUCCCACCAUUGAUUAAGAUGUGGUUGAUUUUUAAAUGUUUUUUUGACAGAAAACACUAGCGGGAUCCAGCCAUACAAAAUGGGCAAAUCUCAUGACUAAAUGUUUCAUAUUUCACCUCAAAUCAUAAGCUAUUAUGAAAAUUAGGCAGUUGUUUGCAUUAUAAAUACUGGAAUGUUUAAGUACCAUUAGUUUUUUACAUGAUUAUGACAAUAAUAAAUACAUUUAUUUCAUCUAUUUCACAUCGUGUCUCAAAUUUUGAACAGUAAUGUGAGUUUAGCAGUUCAUAAUGUUACCCUAAACAUCUUAAAAAUUAAAAAUCUUAAGAAAAUAUUAGUAAUUUUAUGCAAUUCUCCGAUUAAAUGUAGUCUUUUUCUACUAUUUUGAGGUGAAAUGUGAAACAUUUUACUUUUUAAGAGAUUUUCUCGGAGCGAAUGUAUUACAUAAGCUUACCAAUGCUAAUUCAUGCUAAUGUUUGCGUUUUAUUACGCUGAACGCAAAUUGAACGAUUCUAGCAAUUGUGAUGAAAUAAUCCAGGAGAAAUGAAUGUUGGAACAAUGAUAUAUGGGUACGAAUGUCACUUAAUGAUUGUAAAAUACCGAUUUUUGACUUUACAAACACACACACACACACAUACAUACGCGCUUGUGUUUUCUCCUCAUGCUUCUAGCACGUGCAGGUGUGUAGUUUCUAAUAAUAAUGCCGUGUUUACACCACAUAUGAAUGUGAAUCCACCUUUGCCUGUACUGUUUGUCAUGAAAUCUGAUGAUUUGUGUUGCCUUUCUCUAGUUUUUACACCGCUGUUAUUGACCUAUACAUCACUUGUUAGAUUGUGCUACAGAUAUACAGCUUUCCCCUCAGCACUGAUCUCGGAACGGCGCCCCCCGGUUGUUUAAUCAGAAAUUGCAGCGCUGUAGAAGAAACAUGCUGUCAGAUCAGUUAUGAGGGAAAUCACAGCUCAGUCGAGUGUUUAUUCAGAUUCAGUCUUUCCUCAGAGAUGCGUUUCACUUGUGAAGGGGCCAACAACCUCAUGUGUGUUUUAAUAAAAGGUUCGGAAUAAACUCUGCUUUUCAAACCAAA
Messenger RNA from Danio aesculapii, 4363 nucleotides. RefSeq names its product kinesin light chain 2 (gene klc2). The transcript is spliced from 14 exons. NCBI's taxonomy places the organism in Eukaryota, Metazoa, Chordata, Actinopteri, Cypriniformes, Danionidae. Gene Ontology annotation, biological process: microtubule-based movement. The record is from RefSeq and is a predicted model, not a curated record. Gene Ontology annotation, cellular component: cytoplasm; kinesin complex; membrane-bounded organelle. The coding region runs from base 334 to 2241 and encodes 635 amino acids. Gene Ontology annotation, molecular function: kinesin binding.